Molecule: messenger RNA, 1974 nt
Organism: Protomyces lactucae-debilis
Lineage: Eukaryota; Fungi; Ascomycota; Taphrinomycetes; Taphrinales; Protomycetaceae
Exons: 1
Coding region: 60-1907 (615 amino acids)
Molecular function (GO): protein binding
Source: RefSeq, a predicted model, not a curated record
CGACGACCAGCUACAGACAGCAUCAGGGCUCCUCUCCUCAUACAUAGCAUCUACUGAGGAUGGCCGAUAUCUCCGCACAGACCAUCCCCUCGGCCUCCGUCCCCGUGCCGACGCAAGUCACAGCUCCACCUGCUUCUCUCUGGGACCGCAUCUCAACCUGGACAGCCGAUAACAAGGCCACUGUCUUUGCGAUAGCAGGCGGCCUUGUGAUUGUUGCAGGCGGGUCGUACUACCUCUACAGCAAGCGAGAUACACCACCACCGCCCUCCACACCCGCAUCCGAUUCACCCAUGCUAGAUGGCGAAUCUGCUGCAGAGAAGAAGGAGCGGAAGCGUAAAAAGACGCGCAAGGCUGCCUCUGGACCGUCAUCGAGCGCACCUACUACAGACAAGGAGAGCGAGUAUGUGAUUCCUGCACUCGAUGCAGCGAGUGCGAGUGGAGCGGAUAAGAAGAAGCAUGCGGAUCUCAUUAAAAAACACGGCAAUACGGCAUACGCCAAAAAGGAUUACAACGAGGCCAUUGCGCUCUACAGUAAAGCAAUUGAGGUGGUGGCGGACCCCGUGUAUUACUCAAACCGCAGUGCGUGUCACGCAGCACUCAAGGAUGAAGAAGCAGUGAUUCGUGACACAACCGAGGCCUUGCGUUUGGAUCCGUCGUAUGUCAAGGCGCUCAAUCGGCGUGCACAGGCAUACGAGCACGCAGAGCGGUACCAGGAAGCGCUACUGGAUUACACUGCAGCCAGCAUUAUGGACAAUUUCGCCAAUCCUGCUGCUGGACAGGCUAUUGAAAGGCUGUUGCGCAAUGUGGCAGAGGCAAAGGCGAAAGAUAUGCUUUCAUCGCGAACAGAUCGUAUGCCCUCUGUCAGUUUCAUUUCUGCCUACCUCGAUGCAUUCAGGCCCAAGGAAAUGCCGACUUUCGGAAGCGAGGAUGAAGCACAAGGCGAUGUGCACUUGAAGCGUGCCAUGGAAGCGACGACUGCGCGAGACUACAAGGCAGCUGUGGCGCAUCUGGAAAAAGCUCACGGCAAGCCCUUCUCUACACCUGAACUGGAAGCACUAGCGUUGAAUGCGAGUGCUACAUACAAAUUUGUCCGUGCAGAUGUCGAGUCAGCCAUGCGGGAUGUCAACCGGUCACUUGAGCUACAACCGACCUUGACAAACUCACUCGUGAAGCGCGCGAGCAUGCACAUGGAGAUGGGAGACCGUAACAGGACCUUGGCAGACUUUGACAAGGCCAUCGACAUCAACCCGGAAGACCCCGAUAUUUACUACCACCGCGGACAGUGCAAUUUCAUUCUGCAAGACUAUGCCACUGCAGCAAAGGAUUAUCAAAAGUCUAUUGACCUGGACCCUGACUUUGUCUUUUCACAUGUACAACUCGGUGUGUCGCAGUACAAGCUCGGUUCUAUCCCAUCGAGUAUGUCGACCUUCAGACGCUCUCUUGUGAAAUUCCCCGAAAGCGCAGAAGUCUACAACUACUUUGGCGAGCUACUGCUUGACCAAGGCAAAUUCGAGGAAGCCGUUGACAAGUUUGACACGGCCAUUUCUUUGGAGCGUGCUCAAAACUCACGGGCAGCACCCAACGUCAUGCCUCUCAUCAACAAAGCGUUGUGCAUGUAUCAAUGGAAGAAGGAUAUUUUCCAAGCUGAGGAACUCUGUCGCAAGGCACUCAUGCUUGACCCUGAAUCUGACGUGGCUCUUGCAACACUCUCGCAAUUCUUGUUGACGCAAGGGAAGGCAAAAGAGGCAUUGCAGUACUUUGAACGGUCUGCACAGGUCGCACGGACAGAGGCGGAAAUUAUCAAUGCGUUGAGUUAUGCAGAGGCAACACGGACGCAGUUGGAGGUGGAACGCAAGUAUCCUGAUUUAGCGGCCAAGAUGGCUGCCAUGGCAGGUCCUCGGGCGUAGUGAGAUGGUAGCUAGCGGGUAUAUCGUUCGAAACAGGCAUCAUAAAAACUCCUCUCUUGCUUUCCCC